AUGACAGAAGCUGUCAGUACAGUGUUUGAAAAAGUUUCCUUUGUGAGCAAGAUUAGUACUGUUUUAAAGGCCACAUCAGAUGAUGAAGCAACAAUACCAGGCAACCUUUAUACAGAAAUUAGCAAUAUCACACUAGAGUCUGAUGGAUACAGUGACUCCAUGCUGGAAUAUCUGGUGGAUAGACUCAACAAAAAUUCCUGUCAUGUUAAAUUAAAGGUGAUGAAGUUGAUGAAGCACAUCCUGUCACAUGGAAAUCCUAGGUUUAAGCUAGGAUUAAUGAAGUGUUCUCAAGGAAUAACAGAAACUAAAAAAUACAGCGGACCUCCAGACCCUCUACAUGGGAAUAUCCCAUACCUUGCUGUUAGAAAAACUGCAAAGGAACUGUUGGAGGUCUUAUUUGAUACAGAAGACUUGCCAAGUUCACGUGCACCAGUAUCAACAUCCUCUGGUUAUGGGAACCAGGGAGCACCUAAAUCAAAGAUGGAAGGAUUUGGAAAUUCACCUUCACCCCAAAAAGUUGGCAUAGGAAAGUCCUUUUUACAAAACAUCAGUGACUUUGCUCAGCACUUGACUGAGGAACCUGAGAACCCCCAAAGAGCUGUUUUAUCCUCCUUGGAGACCCCCGGGUCUUAUAAACCACCAGAGGACCACACCUUUAGCUUAGCCCCGGACAGCAGUGAGGGUAUACAACCCUCCACAAGGAGGAAAGAAGUGGUUCACAUCCCUGGUAAGGCAGGAGGAGGCUGGGAUGAUGAUGACGAUGGUGACAAUGAAAAUGUUAACGGCAACUUAUCAUCAGACAGACACAGUGGAGCAAAUGCUGACAGUUUCUCAAGGCUUGAGAGUGGAAAUGUGGAGGACUGGAGCACAGAGGAAAAUCUGGUGAAGUCCACAGUAGCUACUGGUAACAGUCAUCUGUUGACAAAUGCCCAGAUUGCAGAGUUCAUCAAGUCCUGUCAGGCAUGUAACUGUGAUAAAGUGUUAGAGCUUUUGUCACAGAGUCUUGAGUCAACAGAUGGCCACCUUCUGAUGAGAGCCUUGCUUUUGGUUGAAAACUUUUUAAGAACAGACAUAUAUGGUAUAGAUCAGAUCUCUACUACAUGUGGAAAACACUUGUUGACAAUAUCAGAGAGGAGCAGUAGUCCCCAGACUUCCAAAUCCAGAAAAAUCAUAAGGAUAUUGGAGAAGCUAGGUUCUUCACCUUCCAUAAAGGACAGAGAAUCUGAUUUAACCACAUAACAGAAAGCCUUCUAAGAGAUAUCAGGAAAAGUAUCCAUACCUCAUAAUACAGCAUGACAGUAUCUUAUACAUGUACAACAGGAUUACAGCAUCAUAACAGUCACACAACAAAUUAUCUACAGAGCUUCAUAAUGAAGCCAGCAGCCCCUUAAGAGACUCGUGAAAUACCAAUGCAGCAUAAGUGGACUUCAGUUCAAAUGGACAAACAAUUUUCUGUGCAGCCAAUCCAAAAUACCCCACUUGAUGAAGAUAUAAAGAUACAAAUGUACUAAUAUGGGGUGCUUCAUCUGAUUUGUAUAUAAACUCUAAAAAUUUAUAUCUUUUGAUAUAUUAUGAAACUGAAUUAAUUGAUAAAGAAAAUAACAGAAGAGUUUUCUCCCAUUACAAACUUAUAACUGUCUCAUUCAACCAUGAAAAAACCCAAAAUAUUUGGCUUGUACUAUUUUAUGCAUACAUAAUAAAUAUACUAUAUAUACAUGUA
Messenger RNA from Saccostrea echinata, 1720 nucleotides. RefSeq names its product AP-4 complex accessory subunit Tepsin-like. The coding region runs from base 1 to 1239 and encodes 412 amino acids. The record is from RefSeq and is a predicted model, not a curated record. NCBI's taxonomy places the organism in Eukaryota, Metazoa, Mollusca, Bivalvia, Ostreida, Ostreidae. Gene Ontology annotation, cellular component: trans-Golgi network membrane. The transcript is spliced from 12 exons.